UAUAGGCGGCGAGCUGGCCUGUGACCGGAGCCUUUCUUCAGUAAUACCCAACUGAAACAGGGCUAGCCCGAGAGCAAGAUGGACCGUGAGUUGAACGACGCCGAUUCGGCGGAGCGAUGGCACAACCUAUACAUCGAAAUCCGUAACCAGUCACAUGAAUGUUCGUACAGAGUGGCGAAAUACCCAGAGAAUCGUAAUCUGAAUAGAUACAGAGACGUCAGUCCAUACGAUCACAGUCGAGUUAAACUAAAAAAUUCGGAAAAUGACUAUAUCAACGCAAGUUUAAUUGUAAUGGAUGAAGCCCAAAGAAGCUACAUCUUAACUCAGGGACCUUUGAGAAACACAUGUGGUCAUUUUUGGUUAAUGAUCUGGGAACAGGGGACAAAGGCUGUAAUCAUGCUAAACAGAAUCAUGGAGAAAGGAUCCGAAAAGUGUGCACAGUAUUGGCCGUCAUCGCAGGAGUGUGAGAUGUCUUUUCAGGACACAAAUUUUACUGUGAAGCUGAUUUCAGAGGAUGUCAAGUCCUACUACACAAUACGAGUGCUGGAGCUGCAGAACAUGGCCACUGGAGAGUCCAGAGAAAUCUACCAUUUUCAUUACACCACGUGGCCAGACUUCGGGGUCCCUGAGUCUCCGGCCUCCUUCCUGAACUUCCUGUUCAAGGUCCGGGAAUCGGGCUCCCUGGAGACGGAAUAUGGGCCAUCCGUCGUGCACUGCAGCGCCGGGAUUGGCCGCUCAGGGACGUUCUCGCUGGUGGACACCUGUCUCGUUCUGAUGGAGAAGAGGAAAGACCCGUCCACAGUGGACAUCCAGAAGAUCCUUCUGGAUAUGAGGCGGUACCGUAUGGGCUUGAUCCAGACCCCUGACCAGCUGCGCUUCUCCUACAUGGCUGUGAAGGAGGGUUCCCAGUACAUCACGGAGGACAGGUCUGUGCAGGUAUCUGUGCAGCAACAGUGGCAGGAGCUUUCCAAGGAGGACGGGGAGCCGGAGCCAGAGUCCCCCCAGCUGCCCCCGCCGUGUCCUGUCAGCAGAACCAAUGGCAGCCAGGAGGCACCCUCAGGGCCCGCGGGACGUCCCGAGGAGUGGCCGACGGGGAAGGAUGCACCACAGCCAGGGAGCGCGAGGAGCCUGCGGCAGAGGCACCGGGAGGAGCGUCGAGCCGGCACGACGGAGCGCGUGCAGCAGAUCAAGCAGCGGCUCAGCGACACCGAGCAGCGGAGGAAAAGGUGGUUGUACUGGAAACCUGUGGUUCUGGCAGCGGGGGCAGGUGUGGCUCUGGCGGUCGGACUCUAUGCUGUCUGGGGGCUCCUCUCCCAGUGAGGCGCCCCAGGGGGGUGCAUCCUGCUCCCUCUUGUUAGAGGGACGGGGCUUUUUUAUUGUUAAUUUUAUUGUAACCCCUCCUUACACACACACACACACACACACACACACACAGUGACGAGGGAAGAGCUUUCAGGCGCUGGCAUACAAGGUCACAUGAUCUACGCCCAUCAAACACAGAAGACCGUGGAAUGGGCUCCUCAGGACCUUGUAUAGGAGCAGAUGUGCUCGUAUGCUGUAGGACGCGGCGCCCCGAGGCUCUGCUUAGCGCCGGAGUGAAGCCUCCUUUCUCUUUGUCUUUUCGUAGCUGUGCGAUUUCUCUUAUGCUUCUGAGGAAGAUCUUCGAAUUGUACUUCAUUGUAAGAGUUAAUUCCACUCUCAGCAGCUAAAAUGGAGAAAGUUUUUUUUUUUUUUUUCCUUUUCUAAAUUCCUCUGCCUCUGUUUAUUGUUUCAAAAUGACAGCAGUGCAGCUCGCAAUUAGACGAACAAAUUCAGGUGCUGGUAAGAAACCCCAUGUGGAGCAUUUUACACAAAACAUCUGAAUGUGACCAGGACCGGUGAAUGUAGCGUUUCAUUUGGAGACGUCUGAGCAAAGAUAUGUUGGCAUACCACAGGUGGACUUCAUGCCCGCGUCCAAGUUCACUUUACUGGAAGCAUAAGUUACGGGUUGACGGGCGUGUUCUUCUGGCACAUCACUGGUCUGUCAUGACAGAAUUUGGCCGGUCGCCUUAGUGACGUCCGUUCGGGGGGGGGGGGUAAACAUUCUUAUGGCCAGAUGAGGUUAAUUUAUCAUUCAUCUUUUUGGGAAACCAAAUAAAAACAUGUGCGGAAGACUUAAAUGUUAAAUUCAUUGGAUGAGGACCUCAUAAGGACCUCAUCCACAGGUUUCUCCCACAUGAUGUUCCGGAACAUUUCCUUGCUUUUCUCAGAGGUGUCAAAUACUGGGAGUGAUGUGAGUGCUUUCAAACGUGACAUUUUUUACAGAUGAAACUUUUUGGUCUGGUUGUUAACCAGUUUUGUUUGUUGACUCCACUGGUAGCUUUUUUCACCACAGUUACCAGCACAAACUUGGGGUAUUUAUUUGUUUGUAAAUAAUAUUUGCAUAUGGUGUUACAUGCUCUGUUUACAAAAUGUAUAUACAGAUGGAGACAAAUAAAAGAAUUGGGAUCCAUGAAAGGAUAGUGACUGGGCUAAGGAGGCAGUGAUUGGCGGUGUGGGAUAAUCCCUCCCCAGUGCAGCUUUCAGAACAUAUGGCAACUUGAGUCUCGAUCAGUGACUAGCUGUGUUAUCAUCACUGUCAUUAUUAUGGGAUUAACUAGACAGCACUGUUACUAAGAUUCCAGGUUUGGUUAGAGCGGCCCAUUGGGAAUCAAGGGGAAGGAAUCACCCAGAGACGAUUUCUUUGUCCACAUUUAGUCUGUAGUUAAUAAGGUGAUUUCUGGCUUUUAACUUUUUCGUUUUAUUGCAGGUAUUUAUGAGUAUAAUACCUUUUUUAAUGGGCUGAUCAGGAAACCCUUUAUAAACACGUGCCUUUAAAGCAAUUCACAAACUUUUCAUUUUUAAGCAGGAAAUGCCAAGGUCGUAGGUAUGUUUAUUGUCUGGUCAUUCUCUAUUUGGUGCGCAUCAGUGUUUUUUCAUGUUGAAGCCUGUUAGCUCUCACUUUAUUAUGGGCAAAAAGGCUUUCGUUGGUCAGAUCAGUUACAGGAGGGGGCUGGAGUUUGAUUUAAGGGCAGCAUAAAAAUGUACUGAUUCAGCAGUCUGCUGUAUUUGAGAGAUUGUUGGCAGUCUGGCACACAGACUUGGAGAGGUAAAACUGGAGUUGUGAAUGUGUAGCAGAGCACCAGGAGGCGCUGUUCUUCCUGUCCUUAGAUCAGCUGACCAGCUUGACCAAUCGGCUCACUUCAUCGCUGUUACGUGCUGUUUAAAGCCCAUAAGAGCCCCAGAUCUCGAAAUGGACCACCAUUUUUUUUCUAAAUAAGAUUCGGAAACUGUCAAACUGCACAUACACAUUUUUUAUAUCUUCUAUUUUGUUUUUGGCAGAAUGGCAUUUUUCUUCAGCAUCACUGUCAUGUUUUGAAACCUCACGCUUUCCCACGGGUGGUGUUUGUGGGAUUUCAAAACCGGCUUCUUGAGCCUUAUGUGGCAGGGGUGCGAUAGGUGACAUCAGACGGGCUGCAGUCCUGCUCUGCAGUCCUGCUCUGCAGUCCUGCUCUGCAGUUUGUUUGGCAUGGCUGGGCGCUUCUUGUCAUGACUUGAACGGAGGUGGUUUCUAUGGUUUGCUCGGAGCACGUGGGCGUCCUGCCGGGGCUCUACUUAGAGAGUGAAGUGAAGCGUCAUGGGACGUUUUUGUACUUUUCCUAAAAUCUCCUCUUCAACCCGCUCUCAGAAUCAUUGUGAGGACUGCUUCCCACUUUAAAGAAUCCCAAUAAGUCCAGCUUGUGAUUUCCAUUCUGUGUUCAUUCUCCUGGCUCCCAUAUUCAGUCACUGUUCAGUCACAGUUCUCCGCUCUGACAGCAUGGAUGUAGACGUCAGAACUUUUUCAAGCAGGUUUUGUGUAAAUGGUCCUACAGUGCUGGGUCUUCAAGAUGAAAGCACAGCAGUGGUGUGGCAUCAGUGUGUAGAACCUUUAUGCUUGAGAUGUUGGUCCCGCUCUUCUGACAUUUGUGACCUGAACAAAGAGUUGGUGUUGGCCCUGCCCCCUCUUCUCUGUCAGGUGAAGCCAAGGCAGCUGCUGUCACAUAGUUGAGCCUGAGUGAAGCAAUCCGAUUCCCCCCCAUCAGGAAGUGUGAUUACUACUCGAUAUGUUUGGGGACCAGACUUUGAGGCCGUGCUAAUGGUUCCUGCUGACCCUGCUUGCCUAAUGACUGGGACUGUUGUGAAGCUGAGUCUCUGUCCCCUUCUGUGACGUAGACCGGGCACUUUAAGAAACUUGUACUGUAUGUAACGGUCCUGACUUGUCAUACUGACAGCCUGACAGAUACUGAACCUGAACCCUUUUCCACCCUUUGCUGAAGAGAUACACGACCAAAGUAUUUUGCGUACUGUAAUUACAUGGUGUUCCAGGUCGGGCUGCAUGCCGCAGGCCCCGUUGGCGCAUCCAUGCGGACUGUCAGCGUGCAGCAGCGGUUGCUCUUGCCAAAGCCAUUAAAGAAUAACACGUGGCAGUGUGUGCAUGUGUGUUUGGUCGCCUGGCUCCUUGGCCGCUGCCCUGGGCCUGGAUGUCCUCCGCCAAGGGGGAUGAACGCCACGCUUCCUGCGUGUGCGCGUGCUGCAGCCUGGAUGAUCGGCCCCCCGUUGUUAAAUCGGCUUGUACCCCACCCCCCUACUCCCAUUUACAGUUUUGUAAGCCUCGUUUCGUAUUUAAUAAACAUGUCAGAAUUAACA
This is a messenger RNA of Paramormyrops kingsleyae, 4704 nucleotides long. Its product is annotated as tyrosine-protein phosphatase non-receptor type 2-like. NCBI's taxonomy places the organism in Eukaryota, Metazoa, Chordata, Actinopteri, Osteoglossiformes, Mormyridae. The record is from RefSeq and is a predicted model, not a curated record. Gene Ontology annotation, cellular component: nucleus; cytoplasm. Gene Ontology annotation, biological process: negative regulation of ERK1 and ERK2 cascade; negative regulation of receptor signaling pathway via JAK-STAT; peptidyl-tyrosine dephosphorylation. Gene Ontology annotation, molecular function: protein kinase binding; non-membrane spanning protein tyrosine phosphatase activity.